UAUCCGCCCACAAUAAUCAUGGCUGCUCCCAACAGAAAGGAGGUGUUAAGAGUGAUUAUGCAGUCUGGAGCAUUUAUCCUGACUCGAUUCGGCUUCUGGAAUUGUUUUAGUAUGCUUAUGCUUUUUGCAGAGAGGGCAGAUGUAAAACGAAAGCCAGAUAUUCAGGUGCCCUACCUGUACAUUGACAUGGGUGCUGCAGUGCUAUGUGCCAGCUUCAUGUCAUUUGGGGUGAAGAGGAGAUGGUUUGCCCUUUGUGCGGCCAUUCAGCUGGGCUUCAGCACCUAUGUGUCCUACAUUGGUGGACAUGUCUAUUAUGGAGACUGGUUAAAGGUCAGAAUGUACUCACGAGCCUUGGCUGUAAUCGGAGGCUUUCUGGUGCUGGCCAGUGGGGCGGGGGAGAUGUACAGACAGAAACCUCGCACACGCUCACUUCAGUCUACUGGGCAGGUCUUCUUAGGAAUCUACUUAAUAUGCAUGGUGUACUCCCUUCAGCACAGUCAGGAGGACAGACUGGCCUACCUGGACCAUAUCCCAGGUGGAGAAGUCACUGUUCAGCUCCUAGUGCUGGUCUUUGGGGUACUGGCGCUCUCCUUCCUGUCUGGCUGCUAUGUACGGUUAUCCUCUCAAAUUCUAGCCAUCCUUCUUCCAUGGGUAAUACUCUUCAUUGACGGUAACUUUGGUUACUGGCACCACAGCCGGCGUGUGGAGUUCUGGAACCAAAUGAAACUAAUCGGACAAAAUGUGGGCAUCUUUGGGGCAGUGCUUAUCCUAGCCACAGAUGGCUAAGGACCCAGAAAAGCAAAGUCAACUUUGCUGAUAUAGAAUGGAAUUCUAGCUGUAUCUAAGGGGUUGACGUAGAGUGACCGUAAAGUAUUUGAAGAGGAUAUAAAUUUCAACACACCCUACCUUUUUGCCCCAGUUUGUGUCCAGGGUUUUGAAAUCGUCAU
Messenger RNA from Electrophorus electricus (electric eel), 947 nucleotides. It is a transcript of the gene tmem101, whose product is annotated as transmembrane protein 101. The record is from RefSeq and is a predicted model, not a curated record. Gene Ontology annotation, biological process: positive regulation of canonical NF-kappaB signal transduction. Lineage: Eukaryota; Metazoa; Chordata; Actinopteri; Gymnotiformes; Gymnotidae.